This is a messenger RNA of Benincasa hispida (wax gourd), 921 nucleotides long. RefSeq lists its product as uncharacterized. The record is from RefSeq and is a predicted model, not a curated record. NCBI's taxonomy places the organism in Eukaryota, Viridiplantae, Streptophyta, Magnoliopsida, Cucurbitales, Cucurbitaceae.
AUGGCCAUCCAGCAACAUUCACCUCUUGAGCUUGAACCAUGGAAUGACUUGAAUGGCAAAGUGGUGAUGGUGACCGGAGCCUCAGCGGGGCUCGGCCGUGAGUUCUGUCUCGAUCUCGCUAGUGCUGGAUGCAAAAUCAUUGCUGCAGCGCGCCGAACCGAUAGGCUCCAUUCUCUUUGCAACGAAAUCAAUCAAGUUGAUUAUUCAGUCUCGUCGUCGAUAUUCGGCCACGCGAUCUCCCCCAUGGCGGCGGUGGAGAGCCGCCGAGCCGUGGCUGUGGAGCUUGAUGUUUGUGCCAAUGGAAAGAGUAUUGAGGAGAGCGUAAGAAAAGCUUGGGAUUCUUUUGGAUUCAUUGACACCCUGAUUAACAAUGCUGGUUUAAGAGGGAGUGUAAAGUCUCCACUUGAAUUGAGUGAGGAAGAAUGGGAUCAUACAAUGAGAACAAAUCUUAGAGGACAAUGGUUGGUAUCAAAACAUAUAUGCAUACUCAUGCACAAAGCAAGUCGAGGUGGAUCUAUUAUCAAUAUUUCUUCGAUUAGUGGUCUCAAUAGAGCAGUACAAACUGGAGCCCUAGCUUAUAUUACUUCAAAGGCCGCCUUAAACACUUUGACAAAGGUUAUGGCCAGGGAAUUAGGUGCACACAAAAUUAGAGUGAAUUGCAUAUGUCCUGGACUAUUUAAAUCUGAAAUUACAAAAGAUCUGAUGGAAAAAGAUUGGAUUAAAAAUGUAACAAGAAGAACGAUCCCGUUAAAAACACAUGGAACUUCAGAUCCAGCACUAACAAGAACCGUUCGAUAUCUUAUCCAUGACUCUUCUAAAUAUGUAACGGGUAACAUCUUCAUUGCUGAUGCAGGCAACUCUUUACCUGGUGUCCCAAUCUUCUCAUCCCUUUGAAUAUCUUUGCUUCAAGUUCAUAUAAUU